Molecule: messenger RNA, 2037 nt
Organism: Durio zibethinus
Lineage: Eukaryota; Viridiplantae; Streptophyta; Magnoliopsida; Malvales; Malvaceae
Product: protein DETOXIFICATION 21-like
Biological process (GO): xenobiotic detoxification by transmembrane export across the plasma membrane
Cellular component (GO): membrane
Molecular function (GO): xenobiotic transmembrane transporter activity; antiporter activity
Source: RefSeq, a predicted model, not a curated record
CUUUACUAGCAGCUUGAAAACGUAAACAGGUUGGGAAUACACUAGUUGUAAGAGAAUGGAAGGAGACAUCAACCAGAAGCUGCUAACAGAAGAAGAGAAGACUGAAGUUGGAGAAGUGAAACUGAAGGAAAAGAUAUGGAUAGAGACAAAGAAGCUGUGGGUUGUUGCUGGUCCUGCAAUUUUCACCAGGUUUUCUACCUUUGGCGUUACUGUAAUCAGUCAAGCUUUUGUUGGUCACAUUGGUGUUACUGAGCUUGCCGCUUAUUCCCUUUGUUUCACUGUCCUUUUGAGGUUCGGCAAUGGUGUUCUGCUGGGUAUGGCCAGUGCAUUGGAAACUCUGUGUGGUCAAGCAUUUGGAGCAAAACAAUAUCAUAUGCUCGGGAUUUACCUUCAAAGAUCAUGGCUAGUUUUGUUUAUGACUGCAUGCUGUCUUCUUCCUUUAUAUAUCUUCGCUGGCCCGCUUCUGAGAGCUUUAGGCCAGGAUGAAAAAAUAGCACAUGUGGCAGGAUAUAUUGGUCAAUGGUUUGUUUUCAUUGUGUUUUCUUUCAUCAUAUCCUUCACCUGCCAAAUGUUCCUGCAAGCACAGAGCAAGAAUAUGAUUAUUGCAUACUUGGCAGCAUUCUCUAUUGGAAUCCAUAUCUUUCUUUCUUGGCUUUUGACGAUGAAAUUAAACUUCGGGCUUGCAGGAGCAUUGUCAUCCACGAUUUUGGCCUAUUGGUUACCAAAUAUAGGUCAGAUUUUGUUUGUUACAUGUGGAGGGUGUAAGGACACAUGGAAGGGUUUCUCAACGUUAGCUUUCAGGGAUCUCUGGCCAGUGGUAAAGCUAUCUUUGUCAUCUGGUGCUAUGCUCUGUGUUGAGCUGUGGUACAACACAAUCUUGGUUCUUCUAACUGGAAACUUGAAAAAUGCUCAGGUUGCAAUUGAUGCUCUUGCCAUCUGCCUGAACAUUAAUGGAUGGGAAAUGAUGAUAUCACUUGGUUUCUUGGCUGCAGCAAGUGUUAGGGUGUCAAAUGAGCUUGGAAGAGGAAGCUCCGCAGCUGCCAAAUUUUCAAUCAUGUCGACAACUCUUACAUCACUUUCCUUUGGAAUUGUGCUGUUUGUGCUAUUUUUGUGCCUUAGAGGACGUUUAGCAUACAUAUUUACCGAAAGUGAAGAGGUGGUAAAUGCAGUUGCUGAUUUAUCUCCACUAUUGGCUUGCUCCAUACUUCUAAACAGUGUUCAACCUGUGCUUUCUGGAGUUGCUGUUGGUGCUGGAUGGCAGAGCAUCGUAGCGUGGGUUAAUAUAGCUUCCUACUAUCUAAUUGGCAUUCCGAUUGGUGUUGUGCUCGGAUACGUGUUCGACAUGGAAGUCAAGGGUGUUUGGAUUGGCAUGUUGCUAGGAACACUCGUUCAGACUAUUGUACUUGUUAUUAUCACCUGGAAAACUGACUGGGAUAAACAGGUGGUCUUAGCUCGAACACGUGUUAACAAGUGGUUUGUACCAGAAUCCAGGGAGGAAAACAGCAACACUGAAAAUGGUGCCUGAGGGGCAAGCUUCUCUUUUUCCUAGUGGAUUUGGAUUUUUGUUGCUAUCAUUUCUUGAAGCCAAUGGCUUAUUCACUUGUAAGAAAUUUGAUCAACUAUUUUUGGAAUUCCUUUGGUGUCAACUAUGCAUACCAAAUGAAAUAGCUGUAGUUUUCCCCUGCAUAUUAACAUCUUGGGCUCUUGGUAUUAAUUACAUGUUACUGCUUUAUGUAUUCUGCAAUGUCCAUAGGGUAGAUUGAAAGUGCCAAUCAGUUGUGGAAAUGCAAAAAAACUUUUAGCUUCUUUUGCAAUCAUAUUUUAUGAGUCCAAAGCUUCCAAAUAUUAGUUGGUUAUCUUUGAGAAAGGUGAUCAGUUAUGCUGAAGCAAGAGCAACAGAGAAACUGGAAAUGUGUUUAGUGAGAGUUAGUGAUUUCUUGUGAAACACAAUAUGUUAUCAAGAUAACCCAAAAAAGCAUUUGUAUUUUUACCAAAUGAAGAAUGCUUGAAACUGCAAAUUGACUCAUUUAUUGAUUA